CCUUACAAACUAGACUUGUAGAUUAAAAUUACCUGAUCAAAAAGACAGUCUCAACAAGUUUUCUUAAGACCUACUUUGGCAUACAGACUGACCCAGCAAAAGAUCUGAGCACACAGCCUGAGAUGGAAGGCAGUAACUGCAAAGUUAUUGCUCCUCUCCUAAGUCAGAGAUACCGGAGGAUGGUCACCAAGGAUGGCCACAGCACACUUCAGAUGGAUGGUGCGCAGAGAGGCCUUGCCUACCUCCGAGACGCGUGGGGGAUCCUAAUGGACAUGCGCUGGCGCUGGAUGCUGCUGGUCUUUUCUGCUUCUUUUGUUGUCCACUGGCUUGUCUUUGCAGUGCUCUGGUAUGUUCUAGCUGAGAUGAAUGGUGAUCUGGAACUAGAUCAUGAUGCCCCACCUGAAAACCACACUAUCUGUGUCAAGUACAUCACCAGUUUCACAGCUGCAUUCUCCUUCUCCUUGGAGACACAACUCACAAUUGGUUAUGGUACCAUGUUCCCCAGUGGUGACUGUCCAAGUGCAAUCGCCUUACUUGCCAUACAAAUGCUCCUAGGCCUCAUGCUAGAGGCUUUUAUCACAGGUGCCUUUGUGGCGAAGAUUGCCCGGCCAAAAAAUCGAGCUUUCUCAAUUCGCUUCACUGACUUGGCGGUAGUGGCUCACAUAGACGGCAAACCUAAUCUUAUCUUCCAAGUGGCCAACAUUCGACCUAGCCCUCUAACCAAUGUCCGGGUCUCCGCUGUUCUCUAUCAGGAAAAAGAAAACGGUGAACUCUACCAGACGAGUGUAGACUUCCACCUUGAUGGCAUCAGUUCUGAGGAAUGUCCAUUCUUUAUCUUUCCACUCACCUACUGCCACUCCAUCACACCAUCAAGUCCUCUGGCUACUCUGCUCCAGCAUGAAAACCCUCCCCACUUUGAAUUAGUGGUAUUCCUUUCAGCCAUGCAGGAAGGCACGGGAGAAAUAUGCCAGAGGAGGACAUCCUACCUACCCUCUGAGAUCAUGUUACAUCACUGUUUUGCAACUCUGCUGACCCGCAGUUCCAAAGGUGAAUACCAAAUCAAGAUGGAGAAUUUUGACAAGACCAUUCCUGAACUUCCAACUCCUCUGGUCUCUAAGAGCCCAAACAGGACUGACCUAGACAUUCGUAUCAAUGGACAAAGCAUUGACAAUUUUCAGAUCUCUGAAACGGGACUGACAGAGUAAGACUUAUCGAUGGCACCCUAUUUUUUAAUGUAUUAAAUAUACCCAAGCAGUUAUGCAGUUACUUUUUUGUCACUGUAUCUCAUGUUUUUCCUUUUUUUCAAUGCUGAUUACAUCUCUCUGAUUACAUCAUGGUAAUCAUGCCUGUGCCCACAAAGAAAGGCUGAGCUACUGAUACACAUUCUGCAAAUGUAACAUUCUACCUUACAAAGUCUGUAUCUGUGGUUAUCUGCUGAAAUCAAUGUGACUCAACUUGACAGAUACUUACACAGAAAUGAUGCAGAGGCAUUUGUAAGGAUGUGGUAUGAAACUAGUAAUGAAGGUAAAAUGGACAGGAAAGUUCAAUGACACAGCUGAAUUCUAAGAAAAUCAACCAGAGAGCUCUCAUUUUCAUCUGCAAAUUGAAGCAAUAGUCCGGUUUCAAACCUAGCUCCCUGGGUAGAAUGAUGAUUUCACAACAUUCAGUGAACAUCCUUAUAAAACUGUUCCUCUUUCAAGCCAACAAAGAUGAUUCCUUUGGUUCUUUAUACUACAACUUAGGGUAAGUAUUGCCUCCUUAAUGUAUAACAGCUAAAACCACAAACUUCUAAAAAAAAUGACAAGUAUACAUUUAUGCAGAACACUAAAAGCAUAUGAACAUGACAUCCAAACACAUGCACAUAUUAAUAUAUUUGUGGCAGAAAGUGACCCGAACAAAUUAAAGAUAAGCUCUAGCCCAAAUGAGACCUGCAGGGCAGUAUUUUUGGCAAGAAGAUACGAUAAUCACCUUUCAUCUGAGUGGCUACCAGCCCAAGAAAAAUAACCACUUCCUACCUUUGACCCAUUCAAUGGAAUAAAAAAUCAUGACAGCUCUAAAUAAUUUUUAAAUGGAAAAUAUAGUUAGGUUUUCACAGACAUAAAGGUUUAGUUAGUUAUAACUCAACUAGGAAAAAAUUCUCCAAUAAAUAAAGCAAAAAAUAAUUAGGCAACAAAGUACUUUCAAAUCCAAAUUCCUGUCUCCAACUUCAAAUAGUUUUUUCUAUAAACACAAAAUGAGUGUUUACUCACCAGUAGGAGGCUGGACUAGAUAAACUCUAUUAUUUCUUCCCAAAUCUAAAACUCCAUGAAAAUUAUGCUUUCUCUGCUUCAAUUUGUAUUAUAUAUAUUAAGAUGAGCCUUCUCCCUUAUAACCAGUUUAAUUUAAGAUUAUCUUAUGUAUAUUUUCAUUGCAAUUAAAGGGAAAAAAAUGUUACAAACUGUCCUCAAACAAAACAAGAACCAAAAACGUCACCCUAUCAGGUUUCAAACACAUUUGUAGCUGCUCUUAUUUUUCAAAAAUCUCCUUUUUUCAGAUUAUGUGGGAAAAGUAAAAGAUUAACCUUGCCUACUGGUUAGAAAAUGACCAGGCAGGAAACGUCUCUUAAGUAAAGACAAGGAGUUAUGAAUAGCAGAGUACAGCAGCAAGUCACAUUUUUUCUACUCUUUAACCAAAAGGAAAAGGAAAUAAAGAAAAACUGUGGAGUGGUAUAAGACCAAUAAUAAACAGAAGAACAUGGAGAGCACUGACAAUUAUUGUGGAACUUUUGCUGUUUAAAAAUCUUAGGUGUUCUUAAGUAGGAGCCAGACCAACAGAUUUUUUUUUUCCCAACCCA
Molecule: messenger RNA, 2833 nt
Organism: Tupaia belangeri chinensis (Chinese tree shrew)
Lineage: Eukaryota; Metazoa; Chordata; Mammalia; Scandentia; Tupaiidae
Gene: KCNJ13
Product: potassium inwardly rectifying channel subfamily J member 13
Exons: 3
Coding region: 123-1205 (360 amino acids)
Biological process (GO): potassium ion import across plasma membrane; regulation of monoatomic ion transmembrane transport
Cellular component (GO): plasma membrane
Molecular function (GO): inward rectifier potassium channel activity
Source: RefSeq, a predicted model, not a curated record